This is a messenger RNA of Aspergillus saccharolyticus JOP 1030-1, 1606 nucleotides long. Its product is annotated as dienelactone hydrolase. The transcript is spliced from 3 exons. The record is from RefSeq and is a predicted model, not a curated record. Bases 1 to 1521 code for a protein of 506 amino acids. Gene Ontology annotation, biological process: polyketide metabolic process. NCBI's taxonomy places the organism in Eukaryota, Fungi, Ascomycota, Eurotiomycetes, Eurotiales, Aspergillaceae.
AUGGCUUCGAUAUCCAUCAACGCUCCCGGGGCAUCCGGCUUCAUCUAUAACAAUGCCAACCUGGGGACUUCGCGCGUGUGCGUCACGGCCGAGACCCCGGAGUUCGACAACCAGACACUCCGCGCCUGGUCUGACGAGGGCUUCGAUGUGGUAUAUGUUCCGUUCAACAAUGGCGGCAAGGACUAUGCGGCUCGACUGAGGACGGUCAAGGAUGGCUUGGGUGUGGGUGACAACUAUGCCAUCAUCGCUUUCGGAGACGCCGCCUCCUACUGUCUGGACUACUUCCUGAAGCCGACCAACGCGAGUCGUCUGGCCGCUCUGGUCGCCUACUAUCCCACCACCAUCCCCGAUACCCGCAAUCACUACCCGCAAUCACUGCGGGUGCUCUGCCACUUGGCUGGAAACACCGUGGACAUGAUCACUAUUCCCACAGCUCUUGGCUUGCAGGGAAAGAAGAAGCGGACAACCAAGAAGAUCAACCCCGGCAUUGGAACAGGCGAGCGGCUGAACAUCGGCUGGCCGACGUUCACGUACGCGUCUGUGGAGCCUGGAUUCGCGGAGAGCGACUUGGAGGAGUAUGACCGGCUGGCGUCGGAUCUGGCUUGGAGCCGCACGCUGCAGGUGUUGCGCAAGGCCUUCGGCAAGGACCUUGAUCUCGAGUGGCGAUGGGAAGAGCAUCUGGAAGCUCGUUUCUUUUCCAUGAACCUCAAGGGCACCGUGGAACCGUAUGUAUCCCACCUCAACCCCGCCGUGACGAUCGCCCCCACGAUGAGCGGCGCGAUCGGCACGCACGCUCUGCGUCGAUUCUACGAACAUCACUUCCUGCGGAAGCUCCCGCCGUCGAUGCGUCUCCGGCUCAUUUCUCGGACGGUGGGCGCCGAUCGCGUCGUGGAUGAGCUGUACGCUUCCUUCGAACACACGGAGGAAAUCCCGUGGAUGCUGCCGGGCAUCCCACCGACCAACAAGCGGGUCGAGGUAAUCUUGGUGAGCAUCGUUAGCCUGCGCGCUGGUCGUCUUUACUCGGAGCACAUGUAUUGGGAUCAGGCGAGCGUGCUGGUGCAGCUGGGCCUGUUAGACCCCAAGUACGUGCCCUCCGGGGUGGCGCCGGGCGUGGAUAGACUUCCCGUCGUGGGGCGCGAGGCCGCCCGACGCAUCGUGGAAGAGGACCCGGAGUCCGAGAAAAAGGAUUAUCACAACCGGUUGAUUCGUCGCGCUCGAGCCAAGCAGCGGGGCAAAAACGGGUUGGUGGAGGAGUCGGGGACGGAGGCAGGCGAUGUUGAGAAGCCCCUGGCCGACGGUCAGAGCAAGGGCAAGAACGUGCAGCGCAACGGAAAGGAGCAGAAUGGUCAUAACAAUGGGGAACACGACGGCGCGGUGGGCGACGAGCACCACGAAGAGGAGCCCAAUGGGCAUGAGCAGGAGGAGGAGGAGCAGAACGGGAGGGAGACGCCCACCAGCAACGGGACCAGCAAGAAACCCGCUGCUGCCACGGUCGAGGAUGAGCCUAAAAGUGAUGACUGAACUCCCCAAACCGCAUUUCUCAACUGGCAUUUUCUAUACCCUGGAUAUUUGCAUUCUGUAUUUGAUGUUAUUGAACUAUUUCUUG